CAGGAAACAGAAAUCUCAGAAAGGAGAACCGAAGUGUAGUUGAGCUGUCGUGAAUUUGUGUUUCAUGCUAUAAAAUGGCAGAAGCCAGAUUUUCUCAGGAUGAGUUCAUCUGUCCAGUGUGUCUGGAUCUUCUGAAGGAUCCGGUGACAACUUCCUGUGGGCACAGUUACUGUAAGAGCUGUAUUACAGGCCACUGGGAUCAGGAGGAUCAGAAGAGAGUCUACAGCUGCCCUCAGUGCAGACAGACCUUCAGUCCAAGACCUGCUUUAGCUAGAAACACCAUGCUGACUGACGUGGUAACAAAACUGAAGAAGACCAAACGUCCUGGUGACUGUUAUGCUGGAGCUGGAGAUGUUCAGUGUGACGUCUGUACUGGAAGAAAAUACAAAGCUGUCAAGUCCUGUCUGGUGUGUCUGAACUCUUACUGUCAGGAUCACCUUGGACAACAUGAAAGUUUCUUUAAAGGAAAGAGACACAGUUUGACUGAAGCCACCGGACGACUGCAGGAGAUGUUCUGCCGAAAACAUGAUAAGCUCCUUGAGCUUUUCUGUUGCACUGACCAGAAAUGUAUAUGUGUGAUGUGUAAAAUGGAUGAACAUAAAAAUCAUGACACUGUAUCAGCUGAGGCACAAAGGACAGAGAACCGGAAGCAGCUGAAAGACAUGCAUAGAAGGUUCCAGCAGAGUAUCCAGCAAAGAGAGAAAGAUCUUCAGCAGCUGAGAGAGGCUGUGAAGUCUCAAAAGCACUCUGCACGGACAGCAGUGCAGGACUGUGAGAUGAUCUUUAAUGAGCUCAUCCACUCUAUUGAGAGAAGACGCUCUGAAGUGACACAGUGGAUCAGAGAUCAAGAAAGGGCUGCGGUGAGUCCAGCUAAAGGACGUAUGGAGCAACUAAAGCAGGAGAUCAAUGAUCUGAAGAGGAGAAAUGCUGAGCUGGAGAAGCUUUUACACACACAGGAUAACAUCCAGUUCCUGCAGAGUUUCCAUUCUCUCUCAGCACCUCCUGAAUCUACAGAUGAAUCCAUCAUUUCCUUCAGUUCUCUCUUCUCUUUUGUUAAUGUGAAAGAAUCUGUCUGUCAGCUGAAAGACAAACUGGAUUUCUGCAAAGAGAAGAUCAAAAAGAUCUCAGACAGAGUCACAUCCAGCAGCAUUGUUCCCAGGACCAGAAAUGACUUCCUACAAUAUUCCCAUCAGCUCACUCUGGAUCUAAACACAGUGAAUAAAUACCUUCAUCUGUCUGAGAGCAACAGAGCGAUUAUGUACACUAACACAGUCCAGCCAUAUCCUGAUCAUCCUGACAGGUUUGAGGUGUAUAAGCAGCUCUUGUGUAGAGAGAGUGUUUGUGGACACUGUUACUGGGAGAUUGAGUGGAAUGGCAGUGUGUUAAUAUCAGUGUCGUAUAAGAGCAUCAGCAGGAAGGGAGGAAAAGAGUGUUGGUUUGGAUAUAAUGAUCAGUCCUGGAGUUUGUUCUGUUCUCCCUCCAGGUACACAUUCAUACACAGUAAAGUAGAGACUGAUCUUCAUGUAGAGGCCAUCAGCAGUAGAAUAGGAGUGUAUGUGGAUCACAGUGCAGGAACUCUGUCCUUCUACAGCGUCUCUGACACAAUGAGUCUUAUCCACACAGUCCAGACCACAUUCACUCAGCCGCUCUAUCCUGGGUUUUAUGUUUAUCCUGGGUCAUCAGUGAACCUAUGUUGAUGAAUACCAAUAGACUGUAAAGAGAUUAUUCUCAUAAUACUUUGAGCUGCAUGAUACAGUGAGAGUACAGCUGAACUUCCAUGUAUAAAUUCUCAUAUAGACUUGCUUUUUUCAAUCUCUAUUUGUAUUGAUGGGAAUCAAAGUAAUUAUUGUUAUAGUGUAACACAAAUUAUUUGUUUUAUUACUAUCAAAAG
Labeo rohita (rohu) is the source of this 1891-nucleotide messenger RNA. RefSeq names its product tripartite motif-containing protein 16. Gene Ontology annotation, molecular function: protein binding; zinc ion binding. NCBI's taxonomy places the organism in Eukaryota, Metazoa, Chordata, Actinopteri, Cypriniformes, Cyprinidae. The transcript has 6 exons. Bases 75 to 1697 code for a protein of 540 amino acids. The record is from RefSeq and is a predicted model, not a curated record.